This is a messenger RNA of Leptosia nina, 1098 nucleotides long. The record is from the annotation of a GenBank genome assembly. NCBI's taxonomy places the organism in Eukaryota, Metazoa, Arthropoda, Insecta, Lepidoptera, Pieridae.
AUGUCCGGUACGGCGACUAGUUGUGACCACGUCAGUCAACCUGGAUGCAUCGUUAACGCUCUUCAAUCAGGAUUUGAGGAUUUAAAACAGAAGACAAUUAUGGAUUUCGAUGCUAUCCUAGAAGACGUGGGAGAGUUCGGUCGUUACCAGAAGCUGGUGAUAUACUUUAUGCUACUUCCCGCCGUAAUACCGUGCGGGUUUCAUGCGUAUGCGCAACUCUUUAUGGCUGGCGAAGUCAAGCAUUGGUGCAAAGUGCCGGAGUUGGAAGGCCAAGAUUUGGAAUUCGCGAAAAAUUUUAGUAUACCGAAAGAACUACGUAACGGAAUUUUGGAGUACUCGCAAUGCGAGAUGUACAAUAUGAACUAUACGGAUAUUUUGACGCAAUAUCCUAUCGAUGUGUUCCCGCAAGAGGGUUCAGCGGAUGUGGUCCCUUGUCAAAAUGGUUGGGUGUAUGAAAAUACAGUUUAUCAGAGUACAGUUGUAACAGAGUGGGAUCUGGUCUGUGACAAAGAUUUCUUCCCAACGUUAGGAUUGGUACUUCUGGCCGUUGGAGGAAUCAUUGGAAACUACAUUUUUGGAUAUCUUCAAGAUACGUUUGGACGGAAGCCCUCAUUCUUUAUUUACCUCUUGAUAGAGUGCAUUUUUGGAGUGGCAACAGCAUUAGCACAGAAUUAUUACAUCUGGGUCUUAUUUAGGUUUGGCGUUGGUUUUACUGUUCCAGCUAUUAUGGCAACUCCUUACGUUUUAGCGAUCGAACUAGUGGGUCCAAGAUGUCGUACUCUUUGCACAAUCCUUUCCAAUAUCGCCUACUCGCUGGGUCUCAUUCUCUUAGCUGGUGUUGUCUACCUGGUCAGAGACUGGCGCUAUCUGGCUUUGGCAACCACUUUGCCUUUCAUUGUUUUCUUUUUAUACAUUUGGCCGAUGCCCGAAAGCCCUCGAUGGCUGCUCGCUAGAGGGCAAUUUGAAAAGGCUGAAGUAAUUCUGAAGAAAAUGGCCCGGAUAAACGGAAAAUCACUGCCAAAGAACUACAUGGUCCACCUACGACGGAAGUACGAAUCGGACAAGCUCCAACAAGAUCUAGAAAGAGAAGAAAUCUAG